This is a messenger RNA of Eutrema salsugineum, 2863 nucleotides long. RefSeq names its product LEAF RUST 10 DISEASE-RESISTANCE LOCUS RECEPTOR-LIKE PROTEIN KINASE-like 2.7. The transcript has 5 exons. Gene Ontology annotation, molecular function: polysaccharide binding; protein kinase activity; ATP binding. The record is from RefSeq and is a predicted model, not a curated record. Gene Ontology annotation, biological process: protein phosphorylation. The coding region runs from base 66 to 2723 and encodes 885 amino acids. NCBI's taxonomy places the organism in Eukaryota, Viridiplantae, Streptophyta, Magnoliopsida, Brassicales, Brassicaceae.
CUUGCUCUUCUCUUCUCAACACAAACCUAACCCAGAGAACACACUGUUCAGAGAUCAAACAAAUCAUGUACUACCCCCUCAGUUCUUGUUUGAUCAUCUUCUUCGUCUUCUCUUCAUUCUACUAUCUUCCUUGUACUUCAAGUAAACAAGGACUUGGGUGGUGUGAGUCUCUGUUUCAGUGUGGGAACAUAACCGCUGGGUUCCCCUUCCGGGGCGGAAAUCGCCCCAGACCUUGCGGUCAUCCUUUGCUGGAGCUUCACUGCCUCAAAAACAUCACCUCUCUAAAUAUAUCAAACCACGAGUACAACGUUUUCCAUAUAGAUCAAACAUCUAAUACUCUGAGACUUGCCAGGAAAGACCUUUCAGGUUCUUUUUGCUCCGCCACAUUCAAUACCACAACUUUGCCUCUCGAAAUCUUUGAGCUUUCGCCAACUUACAAGAGCCUCACCGUUUUAUACAACUGUGAUCCUAAGAUUCCUUACCUCUCAAGUCAUACAUGUCCUGCUUUAGGGCGUUUCUCACUGACUCAAAGCCACGACUACCGGAAUUCAUGCCAAAGCAAUUUCACAGUUAAUGUUCCAGCGAGUUUCGUUCCAAACGAGAGAGAGCUAAAUUUGACCCAUUUGGAAAGUGCUCUAAGACAAGGGUUUGAGGUGAAGCUAGUGAUCGAUGAGAUACCAUGUCAAGAAUGUUCAUCUACUCGUGGAACCUGUGGUUUCGACAGUACUACACAGAUUUGCUGCAACGUAGCAUCACCAUCGGGAGGAGUUAGUUGCUUACCACAUCAUCAACCUAGUGCUUAUGAGCUUUACCGACGCUGCAGCGAACGUUUUAGCUGCGGCAAUCAGAAAGAUCUCUCUUACCCCCUCUGGAUACCUGGGAGAGAAGACUGUGGCCACCCCGACUUCGAGCUCGACUGUAACGGAGGAUAUGCAGAGCUAAAAAUUGCAUCAGUGAGGUUUAGAAUCAUAUACAUGACCAGUUCCACUGCUACUAUAUAUCUCGCACGAUCAGAUUAUAUCGGCGAUCUUUGUCCCCCAAACCCAAUUAAUGCACCAUUCGUUGAAACCGUCCUUCCAUUUACUGAUGGCACAGAGCUGCUAACAUUAUAUUACGACUGCAAUUUCUAUUCAUCUGCUAUUUCUGCUACUCGUUAUGUUGGAGAGCUUGGCUGUGAUGGCGGAAAACCAAGUUACUAUGUGACCAGAAGCCUCUCAUCUCCUUUACUCAACGACAUUAAAGGUCUUUUAAACAACUUUAGGGAAGUGUGCAAAAGAAAUGUCAGUAUUCCUGCAUCUGGAUUGGCAUUACAGACACUGCAGAGAACUCCGACUCAAGAUAAUCUAAAGAAGGCUCUUGAAGAGGGUUUCCAGCUUGAGGUCACAACAAAUUGUCUCAGCUGCCAUAUAUCUGGUGGUGCUUGUGGAUAUAAUCAGACCUCAAGAACGUUCGCCUGCUAUUGUAAAGAUAGGCCGUAUGACUAUUCCUAUUCCCAUUCAUGCCAUUCGAGAGAUGAGGAAUCAGAGUUUAGGAAAACACUAAUAGCGAUUAUAAGCAUCUACACUCUCGUAGCUCUGCUUUCACUAGCAGGUGUUAUUGCUUUCCUAUUGCUAUUAUGCCCUUGUUUUCGAGUCCGGAUUUUCCGGAAGAGAAAAGCAUCAGAUAAUAGGAGACAAAAGAAGCUGAAAGCCCUUAUUCCACUCAAACACUAUACCUAUGCUCAAGUGAAGAAAAUUACAAAGUCAUUCGAGGAAGUCAUUGGGAAAGGUGGAUUUGGAAUUGUUUAUAGAGGAACUCUUUGUGAUGGCCGUAUGGUUGCUGUCAAGGUCUUGAAAGAUUCAAAGGACGAUAACGGUGAAGACUUCAUCAAUGAAGUUUCAAGCAUGAGCCAAACAUCUCACAUCAAUAUUGUUUCCCUGCUUGGAUUCUGCUCUGAAGGCUCAAAAAGAGCAAUUAUAUAUGAGUUUUUGCAGAACGGGUCGCUCGAUAAGUUCAUCUCAGACAAGACUUCAUUGCAUUUGGACCUGACGACAGUCUAUCGGAUUGCAUUAGGAGUUGCUCGUGGUCUCGAGUACUUGCACUAUGGCUGCAAAACAAGGAUUGUACAUUUUGACAUAAAACCACAAAACGUGCUGUUGGAUGACAAUCUUUGCCCAAAAGUUUCUGAUUUCGGACUUGCUAAACUCUGUGAGAAGAAUGAGAGCAUCAUGUCGCUGCUAGACAUGAGAGGUACAGUAGGGUACAUUUCACCGGAGAUGAUCUCCCGAGUGUAUGGGAGCGUUUCUCACAAGUCAGAUGUGUAUAGCUAUGGAAUGCUAGUCCUCGAGAUGAUAGGUGCAAGGAAGAAAGAAAGAGUUGAUCAAAACUGUGCAUCAAAUGCAAGCUCAAUGUACUUUCCAGAAUGGAUAUAUAAGGAUCUUGAGAAGGGAGACAGUGAAAGUGAAAGGCUUGUCGAGGAGGGAAUCAGCAGCGAAGUAGAGGACAUAUUAAAGAAGAUGACAUUGGUGGGUCUAUGGUGUAUUCAGUCUUCGCCAUCAAACCGCCCACCGAUGAACAGAGUAGUAGAGAUGAUGGAAGGAAGUCUUGAAGCUCUUGAAGUGCCUCCAAGGCCUGUCUUGCAGCAAAUUCCUGCUGCACCGCUUUCCGAAUCUUUUUGGAUUUCUGAGGAGAUUUCAGUCGCUUCUGAGGAAUUAAUAUGCUCUGUGCAAAGAAACUUGCCGUGAAAGUGAUACUCUAGAGGAGAGAAUGUAAACCGUUAUGUAUGUAAUAUAAUGUUGUUUGCAUUACAAUUAGAACACAUGUAUUAAAAAGUUGCGUAUAAUUUGGUGACAGUGAUAUAAAAAAACUAGGUAUGUUUUUAAUA